Messenger RNA from Hypoxylon fragiforme, 1143 nucleotides. Its product is annotated as threonine aldolase. Gene Ontology annotation, cellular component: cytosol. Lineage: Eukaryota; Fungi; Ascomycota; Sordariomycetes; Xylariales; Hypoxylaceae. Bases 1 to 1143 code for a protein of 380 amino acids. Gene Ontology annotation, molecular function: L-allo-threonine aldolase activity. The transcript is spliced from 3 exons. Gene Ontology annotation, biological process: L-threonine catabolic process; glycine biosynthetic process. The record is from RefSeq and is a predicted model, not a curated record.
AUGGAGGAAAAUAAAGGACAACCAGCUAAUAGCUGGCUUGGACAUCGAGGCGCCGCCGCCUUUGACUUUAGAAGCGAUACCAUGACCACGCCAACACAGGAUAUGCUAUCCGCCAUCCAGAACACAACUCUACUGGAUGAUGUUUUCAAAGAGGAUCCCACUACCAUGGACCUCGAGGCCCACGUCGCCUCCCUGACAGGCAAAGAGGCCGCUCUAUUUGUACUUUCGGGUACUAUGGGCAAUCAAAUUGCUUUGCGUUCUUUGCUCACCCAGCCUCCCCAUGGCGUGUUGGCUGAUCAUCGUGCGCACAUAAUUCGAUAUGAAUCUGGAGGCGUUGCAUCACUAUCCGGCGCAAUGACUACAACAGUAAUACCCAGCAAUGGCUUCUACCUGACUCUCGAGGAUAUAAAAUCCCUGGUGGUGCUUAGUGAUGACGACCAUUCCUGUCCUACACGUGUCAUCAGCCUUGAGAACUCGCUUGACGGUCUCAUUAUGCCCUUGGACGAGGUGAAGAGGAUCUCCGAUUUCGCACGAGAGAACGGUGUCUGGAUGCACUGCGAUGGCGCUAGACUGUGGGAGGUCGUAGCCUCGGGCGCUGGAUCGCUGUUGGACUUUUGCCAAUACUUUGAUACCGUCUCACUCUGCUUCUCCAAGGGCCUAGGCGCCCCGAUUGGCAGCAUUAUCGUUGGUACUAAGCCUCUUAUCAAACAUGCGCGAUGGGUGCGUAAGUCGAUCGGAGGGGGUUUGCGCCAAUCUGGCGUCGUUACGGCUGCUGCCAGAGUAGCAGUCGACGUGACUUUUGGAAAGGGCCCAAAUGGCGAGGGUGGACUCCUACGAGACACGCACGCUAAGGCCAAGCGCGUUGAACAGUUGUGGAAGAACUUGGGUGGGAAGAUGCGAGUCCCAGUCCAGACAAAUAUGUGUUGGUUAGACCUAGAGUCCAUGGAUUGCAAUCCCUCUAGGUUUGCCCGCUUAGGUAGUCAAGUCGGGUUGAAAUUGGCAGGCAAUCGCCUCAUCACGCACUACCAGAUCGGUGAAGAGGCUAUUCAGCGACUGACUAGCGUUUUUGAGAAAGUAGCAGCGGAAAGGGGGCGUAACAAGUGUGAAGAAGACUGCGAUCUCAGCCGCCAGGGCCCUUAUUGA